UAGCAUUAACUGGUCCAACAGCCUGUGUUAAUGUGUAGUCCACGUUAACGUCAGCUUGAGUCAGAUAAUAUUUAACGAUUUAUUCGAAAGAUGCCGUCCCGAGUUGAAGAUUACGAGGUGCUAUACACUAUAGGCUCGGGAUCCUAUGGAAGAUGCCAGAAAAUAAGACGGAAAUCGGAUGAAAAAAUCCUUGUGUGGAAAGAGCUGGACUAUGGCAACAUGGCGGAGAGUGAAAAGCAGAUGCUGGUGUCCGAGGUGAACCUCUUGCGGGAACUCAAGCACCCAAACAUAGUGAGGUACCACGACCGCAUUAUAGACCGGAGUAACGCCACACUGUACAUCGUCAUGGAGUACUGCGAGGGGGGCGACCUUUCCAGUCUCAUCACUCGAUGCAUCAAGGAAAGGCGUUAUUUGGAGGAGCAGUUCAUCCUGCGAGUCAUGGCGCAGCUCACGUUAGCCCUGAAGGAGUGCCACAGACGCAGUGACGGCAGUGCCACAGUCCUUCACCGAGACUUGAAACCAGCCAACAUCUUUCUCGACAUCAAGCAGAAUGUAAAGCUAGGGGACUUUGGCCUAGCAAGGAUCCUGAACCAUGACACCAGUUUUGCAAGAACAUUUGUUGGGACACCUUACUACAUGUCUCCAGAACAAGUAAACCGGAUGUCAUACAACGAGAAGUCAGAUAUUUGGUCACUGGGGUGUUUGCUGUAUGAACUCUGUGCUUUAUCCCCUCCGUUCACUGCUUACAACCAAAGAGAGCUGACAGAGAAGAUCAGAGAAGGGAAGUACAGAAGAAUCCCAUACCGCUACUCUGAGGAACUAAACACCUUACUCAGCAAAAUGCUCAACUUGAAGGACUAUCUGAGGCCCUCUGUGGAGUCAAUCCUACAGAGCAGCCUGUUGGCUGAGGCGGUCUCUGAGGAGCUGAGGAGGGCACAGGCAAGGCUUCGAAGGAGGUCAGCGGAGUCUGACUGUCCCCCUCAAAAGCAGGCUGAAUCCGCCACUGCAGCAGAACUCCGACUCCGGGAGCAGGCGCUGCAGGACAAAGAGAAGGCCCUCAAGGAACGAGAGGAGAGGCUUGAGAAAAGAGAGCAAGAGCUUUGUGUUCGUGAGCGCCUGUCCAUUGAGAAGCUGGCAAGGGCAGAGAGUUUAAUAAAGAAUCACAACCGUCUGCAGCAGAGGGACCUGGACCUGUUCUAUGGCAAAAAAAUUGAUGUGGAGUCCCCCAGCAAGAGGAAGGUCCACUUUGCAGGUGAAACCAAAGAGAACCAGCAGCCUGAUGGUCAUCGCAGCGAGCUGAUUCUAAGGAGGCUGCAGGUGGCAAAUCUGCGGCCUCAAACACUGAACGAUGUAGAGAAAACCUGUCAGUUCAAAAGCAGACAGAUACUCGGCAUCCGCUGAUCAUACGGCCAUCACUGUCCAACAUUUAACUGAAGGUCAAAGAGUCAUAAUAACUGGAUGUAAAAUAAGCUUUAUUUAUAAAAAAAAAAGUAGUUUCAGAAGCUGAGGCUGUAGAGAUGCAAACAUCUGUCAUUAUUGCAGGCUUUGAAGUUGUUGUGAUUGUAAAUAUACUGUGUGUUCUUGCUAAAAAAAAUAAGUAAUUUUCUUUCAUGUACUGCUUUAAUAUACACUUACCGGACCGAUUUACUGAUGAUUUUAAUUAGUAGGAAUAUUACCGUACUACUCCUGCACCUUGACAUUCACAAUAGGUAUCUUUUUCACAAGAGAAAAGAAAAAUAACAUGCAUAUAUUUAUGUACCAUAUAUGAAUAGUUUAAAAGAAUAUGCAUACUUUCAGAGUUUGGGGUAAUGUUUCAUAUUAAAAAGUUAUUCAAA
Messenger RNA from Labrus mixtus (cuckoo wrasse), 1835 nucleotides. RefSeq names its product NIMA-related kinase 2 (gene nek2). NCBI's taxonomy places the organism in Eukaryota, Metazoa, Chordata, Actinopteri, Labriformes, Labridae. Bases 91 to 1401 code for a protein of 436 amino acids. Gene Ontology annotation, biological process: protein phosphorylation. Gene Ontology annotation, molecular function: ATP binding; protein kinase activity. The record is from RefSeq and is a predicted model, not a curated record. The transcript has 9 exons.